AUGGAGGAGCUGGUGCGGCUGCUGGAGACGUACCGCGGGAGAGACAAAGUGAUCCGGACAGCGUGUUACGGUGCACAGCUGGUGGGCGGAGUCCUGUGUCGUGGCUCCUCCCCCUCCUCCCAUGGCCCCGCCUCCCUGCGUCUGGGUCGCAGCCUGCUCCUGCUCUCCUCUCAGCUCAGUCAGUGUCGCACCGUCCUGAGGCUGUUUGACGACCUGUCCAUGCUGGCCUUCUCCCACAGCUACGGACUGGGAUCCACGGAGAAGGACCAGUGUGUGCGCUGGCUCUCGGUGCUCACAAACCUGUCCGAUCAGCUGUAUUACCCCUGUGAGCACGUGGCCUGGGCCGCAGACGCCGGCCUGGUCCCAGUGAAGUCCGAGCGCUGGUGGGUCCUCAGCUGUGGGCUCUGGGGGACCUCUCUGCUGCUGGGGAUUCUCAGGUCUCUGCGUGUGCUGCUGCUCCUGAAGACCAAACUGUGCAGAGAGACCUCCUCUCUCUGCGCCGAGGAGCGGAGCAGAUUACAGUCUCAGCUCCGGUCUGAGCUCCUGUCCGUUGUGUCCAAUGCUGCUGACCUGUUUAACGCUGUCCACUGGAUGCCUCCUGGGUUCCUUUGGGCCGGACGGUUCCCAGAUUGGACCGUGGGGCUCCUGGGCUCCAUCUCCUCUGUGAUUGGCGACGGCGAGGUCAUUGGACUGUGUGGGAGAACACGCUGUGCUCCAGGCCGCCGCUUCCUGUACAUGGUGAACCGGGAGAGUCCGUCCGAGACCCAGAGGAGGAUCAGCCGCAAGAGCAAAGUGGGACGUGGGGAGGUGCAGUGGAACCCACACGCUCAGAGGGCCCACGUCUUCGCCGCUUCGGCAACCAGCGUGGGGAUCUGUACUCCUGGAGGGACAGGCUGCGGAGUGGUGCACACGUCUCUACAGGGGACACACAGAGUAUUUAGCUUCAGAUUGUUCUCCUCUGUCAAUAUUAUCUCCAUCCAUGCUGAUAUCAGGAUACUUCUGUCUUAG
Messenger RNA from Knipowitschia caucasica, 1008 nucleotides. The record is from the annotation of a GenBank genome assembly. Lineage: Eukaryota; Metazoa; Chordata; Actinopteri; Gobiiformes; Gobiidae.